AUGUCUCUCACCAAACUUCUCACCACCCUUCUCACCGUCGCAAGCCUUGUUGCCCCUUUCGCUCUGCCCCCUAUUGCUCCCGCUCCAACAGGGACUGCUUUCGCUGGAGAAGGUACCUUCACCAUCGAGAAUCUGCCGGCCGUCUUGUCGACUCUUGCUCUGAGCGAUAUUAUCACUGGUGCAGCUCCUCCUUGGACUGAUUUGCCAGGAGAAGGUAGCAUCAACAACGAGAAUUUGCCGAGUGUCUUAUCGGUUCAUGCUGUGAGCGGUAUUAUCACUCCCCCAGCUCCUCCAGGAGAAGGUAGCAUCACCAACGACAAUCUCCCGUCUGUCUUGUCAACUCAUGCUCCAAGCGGUAUUACCACUCCCGCAGCUCCGCCAUGGAGUGUCGAGUCGGUCUCUGCGGCCUCGAUUGCUGCUCCGCCGAUUGCUCCGCCGACCUCAAUCCUGUUUUCGCAUGUUUCUUCUGCUGAACCAAUUGUUUCGUCGGUCACUACAACUUUGAGUGUCGUGGUCACAACAUCUGUCGAAGCAUCAUCGUCAGCCGAGACCACAUCCGAGCCGUCUAUUCUCCCGAUGCCCGAGACAUCCCCUGUUUCUGUCACAGCAUCUGCAGCAACUCCCGCCAAAACAUCCUCGUCAAUUGAGACUACUUUCAAGUCGAGUAUUGCUUCAGUCACCACGCCAUCCUCUGUUUCGGUCACAACAUCGGCAGAAGUACCAUCCUCGAUCGAGACUACUGUCAAGUCGACGAUUCACUCGGUCACCACGCCAUCCUCUGUGUCCGUUACAACAACUGCAGCAACACCGUCGUCAAUUGAGACUACUUUCAAAUCGAGUAGCUCUUCAGUCACCGCGGCAUCUUCUACUCGGAUCACAGUCUCCAGUCCGUCCUAUACCUUGUCUCCCGGACCAGUGGCGUCGAGCGAAUCGACUACAACCAGUAUUCCAGCUCUCAUCCCGACCUCUUCUCCAAGUCCGAGCACGACUGAACCAGCCAUUGCCUCCUCUGUCACUUCCGUCACUUCCGUCACUCCAGGUAACACUCUGGCCCCGAUUCCAGAAGGGGAAAAGGCAUCGCAUUUGAUCAAGACCGUCUCUAUUGUCGUGCCAAUCACGCUUGUCCUGCUCCUUGUCAUCGCUGCUCUUGUUUACUGGCUGAUGAAGCGCCGCCAACAGGGAGAGUACCAGGAUAUUGAAGGUGACCGUGCCAGCUGCUUCGGCCACGAGUACAGACGGUCCUGGAUGAAUCCACUUGGCAGGCACCCCAUCACCCAAAGUGACCUCGACAUGAUGAAUGCUGCUUACGAGCGCUCCAAGGGUUCUUCUGGUUCCUUUGCCUCCGCCUCCGACCCCGCCUCCUCCACCGGCACCGUGGUUGUCACGGCGGCCGAGAAGGAGGAGGAGGGCCGGUAG
This is a messenger RNA of Exophiala dermatitidis NIH/UT8656, 1416 nucleotides long. RefSeq lists its product as uncharacterized. Lineage: Eukaryota; Fungi; Ascomycota; Eurotiomycetes; Chaetothyriales; Herpotrichiellaceae. Bases 1 to 1416 code for a protein of 471 amino acids. The record is from RefSeq and is a predicted model, not a curated record. The transcript has a single exon.